AUGACAUCAAACACCCUUCGAUUUGUUCGCGGCAUUGCCCUGUUCGCCGCUUUGGCGCAACCACUGCUCGCCAAAGACAUUUAUCUCGACUGUGGGUCGGCUACAUCGGGCGAUGGAAGCAGAUCGCGUCCCUUUUCGACCCUCAGCAGAGCCAACAACGCUGUUUUAAGCCCAGGAGACUCACUUCAAGUCAAGUCGGGAACUGUUUGUACUGGAACACUGUCCCCAAAGGGUAGUGGCACCCAUAGCCGUCCUAUUACCUUGACAAGCUACGGAGGCGGGCCAAUUCCCAUCAUCAACGGCUCCGGGGCUGCUGAAGCAGUUAGUCUGACAAAUCAGGAUUAUUGGGAUAUCUCAAAUAUUGCCAUCAUCAACCCUGCAUCCUCCGUCGGUUGGAGGCGUGGUAUCGUAGGGACUUCAAGUGAUGGGACGGUCCACCACGGCCUCUAUAUCCACGACAUUACUGUCUACAACGUUGCCGGGGAGACAAACAAAGCAACCCAGUCCGCCGCGUUUAUUGCUUCCGGUGGAAUCCUAGUGAAUGGAACCGAGAAUGCCAGUCGGUAUGAUGACGUGAAAAUCUACAACAAUACUAUUUACGAUUGCGGUGGUGGAGGUAUCAAAGUUCGCGUUGGUCAAAUGGACAACCGUGGCAAAGGCACACAAAUUUGGGGCAACGAAAUAUCGUACGUCGGUGGUGACGGCGUUGUUGUCUCCUAUGGCGAGUCACCUAUGAUCGAACAAAACAAGGCUGGGUUUCUUGGUCACGGCAAAUACCCAUGGACUGGGGGAAAUUUCGCUGGCAUCUGGGUACUGGGCUGUCAAGACGCUGUCAUGCGAUACAAUGUCGUUCACGAUUCUCUCAUGUCAGAUAUAGACAGCGAGGCAUUUGACUGUGACUGGGGUAACGAGGGGACAUGUACGGUCGAAUAUAACUACAGCCAUGACAACGCGGGGGGGGGAUAUUCCUGA
Penicillium manginii is the source of this 972-nucleotide messenger RNA. RefSeq lists its product as uncharacterized. Lineage: Eukaryota; Fungi; Ascomycota; Eurotiomycetes; Eurotiales; Aspergillaceae. The record is from RefSeq and is a predicted model, not a curated record. Bases 1 to 972 code for a protein of 323 amino acids. The transcript has a single exon.